This is a messenger RNA of Mus musculus (house mouse), 4022 nucleotides long. It is a transcript of the gene Actr10, whose product is annotated as ARP10 actin-related protein 10. The transcript is spliced from 13 exons. NCBI's taxonomy places the organism in Eukaryota, Metazoa, Chordata, Mammalia, Rodentia, Muridae. Bases 99 to 1352 code for a protein of 417 amino acids. Gene Ontology annotation, biological process: cytoskeleton organization. Gene Ontology annotation, cellular component: axon cytoplasm; cytoskeleton. The record is from RefSeq and is marked validated.
GGGUCCUCGGCUUUGUGAGGACCCCGCCCCGCCCCCGCGCUGAGGCAGCCCCCCCGCCGGGCGGACCACUUCACCCUCUCUACGUCGGUCUCUCAAAGAUGCCGCUCUACGAGGGCCUUGGGAGCGGCGGCGAGAAGACAGCAGUCGUGAUCGACCUAGGAGAAGCUUUCACCAAGUGUGGAUUCGCAGGAGAAACUGGUCCACGAUGUAUAAUUCCUAGUGUGAUAAAAAGAGCUGGCAUGUCUAAGCCAAUCAAAGUUGUUCAGUAUAAUAUCAAUACAGAAGAAUUAUAUUCCUACCUAAAGGAAUUCAUCCACAUACUGUAUUUCAGGCAUCUGUUGGUGAAUCCCAGAGACCGCCGCGUUGUGGUUAUCGAGUCGGUGUUAUGUCCUUCCCACUUCAGAGAGACUCUGACUCGUGUUCUUUUUAAAUAUUUUGAGGUUCCAUCUGUCCUACUUGCUCCAAGUCAUCUGAUGGCACUGCUGACGCUUGGAAUUAAUUCGGCCAUGGUCCUGGAUUGUGGAUAUAGGGAAAGCCUGGUGUUGCCUAUCUAUGAAGGCAUCCCAAUACUGAAUUGCUGGGGAGCACUGCCGUUAGGAGGAAAAGCUCUCCACAAGGAGUUGGAAACUCAGCUGUUGGAACAAUGUACUGUUGACACUGGUGCAGCUAAAGGACAGAGCCUUCCCUCAGUGAUGGGUUCAGUUCCAGAAGGUGUGCUAGAAGAUAUUAAAGUGCGCACGUGCUUUGUCAGUGAUCUGAAGCGUGGACUGCAAAUCCAAGCAGCAAAAUUUAAUAUUGAUGGGAAUAAUGAGCGUCCCACUCCACCUCCAAAUGUUGACUAUCCAUUGGAUGGAGAGAAAAUUUUACAUGUGCUUGGAUCAAUCAGAGAUUCAGUUGUGGAAAUCCUUUUUGAACAAGAUAAUGAGGAGAAGUCAGUUGCCACUUUAAUUUUGGAUUCCCUUUUACAGUGCCCAAUAGACACCAGGAAGCAACUGGCAGAGAAUUUGGUAAUCAUCGGUGGCACAUCUAUGUUGCCAGGCUUUCUCCACAGAUUGCUUGCAGAAAUACGGUAUUUGGUAGAAAAGCCAAAGUACAAAAAGACACUUGGCACCAAGAACUUCCGAAUUCAUACUCCACCUGCAAAAGCUAAUUGUGUGGCCUGGUUGGGAGGGGCUGUUUUUGGAGCAUUGCAAGACAUUCUUGGGAGCCGCUCCAUUUCAAAGGAAUACUAUAACCAGACGGGCCGCAUACCUGACUGGUGCUCUCUCAACAACCCUCCCCUGGAAAUGAUGUUUGAUGUGGGGAAAGCGCAACCACCGCUGAUGAAAAGGGCAUUUUCCACUGAGAAAUAAACGCUUGAAUACAUCCAGCCUUGCUUAUUUCAAAUAUUUAAUCAAUUAGAGGUAAAUUGUACAAAGUAUGUGGGAUGAUUUAAUAUAUAGAGGUGACCUUUAUGUUACAAAGCAUUUCUGUAUUUUCUCUUUGCAUUAAUAUUUAAUUCAUCUGACUUUGUCUCUUGUGUCGUAUGUCGUAGUGGAUGCUUGUGAGAUAUGUUGUAUUUAUAUCAAUAAAUAUAGUUAAGCUAUUCAAUUUUAUUAGUUUAUUAUGUAGUGCAGUUUCCUCCAGUUCCCAUAAUCUGCCGAGUAUUAGAAACCCCCUAAUUUUACUAUUUUUAGUGAUAGAUCCAGGCCAUGAAUGUUAGCCUUUGCAGUCAUUUCAGGUUCUUUUUAAAUUUUUUUAAAACUAUAUAUGUAUAGGAGCGUGUGUGCAUAUGGAUGCAGGUGCCUGUGGAGACAGGAAGCAUCAGGUCCCUGGAGCUGCGGUCAUUCUGUUGAGUCAUGUGCUGUGAUUUCGAGGAACCAAAAUCAAGUCCUCUGGAAGACAUACGCUGAGCCACCUCACCAAUCUGUUAUUUCACAUUCUAACAUGAUCUGUUUCUUAAUCCUUUGUUUCACUGUAUGCCCAUGAAACUUCAGAUCUUUCAGACUGUUUGAUAGCAGGGCCAGGCAUUCACUAUGCAAGGUGUAGAAAUAGAUACUUUUGAACUUUAUGUUCAAGAGCAUGAAACCUCUACAUUCCUACGAAAAGUAAUUCACUCUAUAAUUUUCUUUUUUUUUUUUUUUUUUUACUUUUUUUUUUUUAAAGAUUUUAUUUAUUUAUUAUAUGUAAGUACACUGUAGCUGUUUUCAGACACACCAGAAGAGGGCGUCAGAUCUCGUUACGGAUGGUUGUGAGCCACCAUGUGGUUGCUGGGAUCUGAACUCUGGACCUUUGGAAGAGCAGUCGGGUGCUCUUACCCACUGAGCCAUCUCACCAGCCCCCUAUAAUUUUCAAUAAAUAUAUUCAUAAUGAAACUAACCAUUGCUCUUGUGCUUUCUAUUUUAGCACAAGGGUUUUUCAACUAAUGAACUCAUUUGUUGUUAAACUUUUAUUUGUCCUCAUUUGUUUAAUGAACUUCCUCAAGACGGGGUGGGUGUGUGUGUGCGCGCCUGCGCACUCAUGGGUAGGAACUAACACAGGUUCUGGUGUGUAUACUUUAACUCCACACAUAGUCUAAUCACUUUGCUUUUUGAAUAUUUCCAAGUUUUGCCAUAUUCUUUACAUAUGAAGAUACUAACUCUUGAAGAAAAUGGCUUCCUGCAAUAAAAGUAGGAAAAGAAGAACCCGGUAGCCAGGCAGUGGUGGUGCACACCUUUCAUCUCAGCACUUAAAAGGCAGGGGCAGGCACAUCUCAGGCCAACCUAGUCUAUAGAACAAGUUCCAGGACAGCCAGUGCUAUACAGAGAAACCCAGUCUUGAAAAACCAAAAAAUGAAGAACGCCUGGUAUGGUGAUGUACUCCUGUAACCCCAGCAAGUGGGAGGCAGAGGCAGGUGGGUCUCUGUUAUGAGUUCAAGAUCAGCCUGGUCUAUAUAGUGAAUUCCAGGCCAGCCAAAGGAUUCACAGUAAAUCAGAUAUAAUGGCUACAUUUCUGUAAAGUAGCUCUUGGGAGUUAGAGGAGGGGUGAUCAGGAGUUCAAGGCAACCUCAAUUACAUAGCAGGUUGGAGCCCAGUCUGGUUUCUAUGAAAUUCCAUCUCCACAAAAUAAUUUUUAGAAGGAAAUGAAUUCUUUGCAUUUGUCUGUUUGACUUUAAAAUACUUAUAUCUCUACUAUUCUACUUACCCUUUCCUACCCAAAGACUAAGAUUUACUGAUACCUACUGACCAUCUGUGUGCCCUGUGUACUUGUGGGUGCUGUGAGCAGUAAGAUGUGGACAAUUGCCCUUUAGGGGUCAAAGGCUAAUAGAAACAGAUUUGCACACCAAUGGUCACACAAAAGCUAUCAGUGUUGCUACUGAUACUACUUUUGGCCCUGGAGAAAAACCAUUUGGGAGAACUUUGACCUGCUUCCUAAAGAACAGGUAGUGGGAACUGGUUACUUCGGGUUAUGUGAGCAGCACUCUACACUCAAGGCAAAUGAGCUGGGGUGCUGGAGGUAAGAGUAAUAGUAAGAUGAGAUCUUGCUAAUCCCGACUUAAGGAGAAGUUAAUCUGAAUUUCAUGUUAGUAAUGAAAUAUCAGCUUGGCCGCCAAGUUUCCUAAUGUGCUUUGUCCUAAAGGUGAUGGUGAUGUCUGUCGUCCUGAGCACAUCUGUCAUAGGCACUGAUCGUCAUUGCUUUGACACUGUUGUCAUCUUCUGUCUGGAGCAGAAGCUCCUAAAGGACAGGGCUCAGUGUCUUUGACUUUGAGCAUGCUAAGGCUCAGAAGAAGGUACACUGUAAAUACUCAAUUUACAUGGACCCACUAUUUCGAUAACAUCUUUUUUUGCAAGAAAUAUUUUAAGUCCCCAGUUGUGCAUGCUGGCACGCAUAUGGAGUCUGUCAGAUGUAGUAUUAUCCAAACCCAGGAGUUCAAGACCAACUUGGGUUCUAUACUGAGAUCCUGAUAACACACACACACAGACACAAAACCCUCUACUCUGCAUUUGUACUGAUUUUGUCUUGUAUUUGGAUUAAGAAAAUAAAAAUGAUCAUUUAAAACGAAA